Hibiscus syriacus is the source of this 651-nucleotide messenger RNA. RefSeq lists its product as uncharacterized. NCBI's taxonomy places the organism in Eukaryota, Viridiplantae, Streptophyta, Magnoliopsida, Malvales, Malvaceae. Bases 1 to 651 code for a protein of 216 amino acids. Gene Ontology annotation, molecular function: nucleic acid binding; RNA-DNA hybrid ribonuclease activity. The record is from RefSeq and is a predicted model, not a curated record. The transcript has 2 exons.
AUGCGCAAUCAACAACUUCAUACGGGUAAAUCAACGGGUAUUGAAGCACUUACCUCUUUCAUCAAGAAUCAUACGCAAGAGUUUGAGCUUGCUCAGAGAAGGUUUCAAGCCUCUUUUCCUCCUCAACAUGUCCAUUGGAAACUCCCUCGUGCUCUAUGGGUUAAAGCAAAUUUUGACGCUAGCUUUAAUCAAGCAUCAAGAAAUGGUUGGUCAGGGGUGAAUGUUCGAGAUGAAGAGGGUAAUAUUCUAGGAUCUUGCAAAAAGAAAGUGAUUAGGAUUACCUCAAGCUUUGCGGCCGAAGCUAUGACCGCUGUGCAUGCUAUCCAACUAGUCAUUGAUAUGGGGCUCACGCGCGUCUGUUUUGAAGAGGAUUCAGGGGCAGUGAUUCAGAGGCUAGCUUCUAACGAACAAGAUAUUUCAGAAAGAGAAAAUAACCUCAAAAUUGGGGUAUAUGUUAUGGACGGAAGAAGGCUUAGUUCUUUGUUGCAUGCAAGAGAUUUUCGGUUUGUACCUCGACCAACAAACAAAGCAACCCAUUUGUUGGCAUCGUUCCAUGUUCCCACGGUUGAAGUUCCUUUCUGGGUUGAAGAAGCUCCAGCUCCGGUAGCCCUUCAAGUUGCCGAGGAUCGUCGUUUGUUGGAUCCGCCGUAG